Messenger RNA from Paralichthys olivaceus (Japanese flounder), 3291 nucleotides. The record is from RefSeq and is a predicted model, not a curated record. NCBI's taxonomy places the organism in Eukaryota, Metazoa, Chordata, Actinopteri, Pleuronectiformes, Paralichthyidae.
CACACACACACACACACACACGUGACUUGAUUGGUUGAAGCAGAGACUGAGGCGCUGCAGCUCUCAGCUACAGUCUCAUGGAACUGGAUGGUGAGCAGUGAGCAGUGAACAGUGAAUAUUGGAUACUGAUCAGUGAACAGUGCAGCCCAACUCAAGGUGACGUCACUGGACUGAACUCUUCACGGACACGGUCACUCAUCGGUAAGCAGGAAGUCAGCGUCUCUAACUUUUGAAACAAAUGACAGAAGGGUGGUGAUUCUACAACUGCAGCAUGCAGCCGGGAUUAUCAAGCAAAAGCGAGCUCUUUGACUCUCUGAAGGUGUAUCUGAACAACAAGAAAAGACUACAACCCAUCAUUGGCCUGGGCAGCAUCAUAGAGUAUGUGAAGGCGGGGGCACAGCGCAGAGAAGCAUCGUACCUCUGCGAGGUGUGUGUGUGUCGACUUAAUAAAGCCGACAUGCGUAACCACAUCAUGGGAAGUCUCCACAGAUACAACUACAUUAAAGCCUGGCACCCCCAGCUAGUGUGUGAAUGGAAGGAGAACUCUGACCUGUCGAGGCUUGCCUGGCCACUGAUGGAGAUUGCCAAGAAAAUCGAAGGAAAAGAGGGGAGUGGAGAUGUCCAGUUAAUAGAGGUUGAAGACGUUCUGUACCAGAAGAUGGCAACGCUCAGCGAGAAUGAUGCAGUAACUCUGAUACAAACAGUAAGAGAUUGGCAGGGUGAACCUGAGAGCCACUCUCAGACUACAUCUGUUCAGCUCGAGCAACAUUCCCUCCAAUCGCAGAGGAUUGUGUUGCUCGGUCGCAACCAACUGCUCAGGAGUGAGAGAUCCCUCGAUGCUGAUGUGAUCUCGCGUAAGACGUCAACGCAGACCAACAACCCUCAUCUGACGCAUUCAAGUGCAGCUCCUACUAUUAAGUCAGAGGGCUGGUUAACAAACACCUCAACACCACAGUCAAACAACAUUGAGGCCACUGUGUUCUCAGAGAACAGCAGCAGCUUUCUUGAUGGCUACACAGGAACCAAGCCUCUUAUUGGUCUAUGCCGCGUGGUCGAGUGCAGGAGUGACACUGGCUGCACCUAUGUUUUCUUAUGCCACUGCUGCCGCGUCAGAUCCAACAAAAGGGACAUCAUUGAUCACCUGACCGGCUCUUCCCAUCUCAUCAACUACUUGAUGGAAACUCAUCCUGAGCAGGUGGAAGCAUCGACUGCAGAUAAUAAUGACAGCUUUCUCCAAUCACUGGCCGAGAAAGUGGAGCGAGAGGAAGGCAGAGGAGAUCUGAAGUUUUUAAACAUCUUAUGUUCCCAGGUGAUAAACGCACCAGAAUCACUCUGUAUCCCACUGACUGGCAAAAGUUACCACUGGUGUAUGAGGAUGCUGUGUAAUGGAUGGAAAACAAGCACCCAAAAAAACAAAUUAACUGUCAGAGGGCAUAGAGUGAACAAGACCUUGGUUGAAGGUGUGACAGAGAAACAUGCUGCCCCUCUGUCAAAAUGGGUGAAAAGUAAGACAGCGAGGAGGAAGAAGGGGAAAGUGGCUGAUACUUUAUUUACGGUAAGCCUGCCUCUUACCAAAGGUCCAGUGGUGCUGCAGAGGACGUCUUUCAGCAAGGACAGCCUCCCAGUGUCUCCUUCACCACCACCGGACCCGCACUUCUUCCCAUCGCCAGAGUCCGACACUGGCGACCGCGUGUCGGUCUGCGAUGCUGGAUCGUUUGCCGUUGACCAUACUGAACAUGACCUCUACAGUGGAGAUGCAGAGGACAGUCAAUACAUGGUUGAUAGUUAUUCCAGUUAUAAUGAACAAUUCAGCCAUUCCAAAGACACAACUGAGAGAGAACACCACAAGGGUUAUGUGGAAAGGAAUUAUAACAGACACCACAGUUCUCAAGAGAGAUCAAGAGGGAACUUUGAUGAAGGGAUGGCAACAGAAGAGCGACACGAACACACGGAGGAGCUGUCAGCUGCCGUCCCCAAAAGUUACAUUUUCUGCCCACCUGAGAUGGGUUAUGCUGAAGAGUGGUAUCACCAACAACUGCUCCAAAAUCAUCACAUGGCACCAGAUCAUAUGAGUCCCCUGACAGCCACUGUGGGGCAUAGUGGUGAGGUGGCUCGUCAUUCAGACGCUGCUCAGAUCUACAUGUGUCCUCAGUUAGGAGACGCACUUGCUAACAGUGGCAGUGUAGCACCAGAUACUAACGUGUACUAUCCGGGGACUGAGCAGAGACAAGUGCCAACAUACAUGGAGUUCACUGCUGGCAAUGUCCAGAUACGUCCACAAUGUUAUAUGAUGCAUCCUCUGGCCUAUCCUGGUGUCCAAACAGGCCACAGGGCGAUGUCUGAGCCCAGCUACGGUGAUGGACAGACAACAAAACCUGAAUGGUACUUUCCCUAUCUAGACAGCAGCGGUGGUGGGGGCAUGUCCUGGUCAAAUGCUUUCAUCCCACCCGUACCAUCUCUGUAUUAUGCAACCCACUCUGAUUUCAAUCCCAGAGACACAAGGCCGUUGAGGGUUGAUGAUUUCCAGGGGUGGCGCUAAAACAACUCCAUUUAUGCAUACAACCCAAUUUAAAUUAUGAAGACUGCCGCACAUCACAGUUCUACUCAAGUUAAAAGAGUCUCCAUGCUGUUGUAUUGUGCUCACAUAUAAAAUAUAUCUAGUUUCUAUUAGAAAUGUAAUCGGAAGGAUGUUUUGCCUCAGAUCAGAAAUCAGACUUUUGACUUUCAGUUUCAAUGUUAUUUUAUGUUAUUUUUGUUUGACAUAUUUUCUUUGACGUGCUUUUAAAAGCAGUUGUUAUGGAGAAGAUGCGUAUUAUUUUUUUAUUUAGAAAGAUAUUUGUAUUGAUAACCUUUGUUAUUUAUCUAUGAGUAUUAUGAACAUGAUUCCUCCUAUGCAGACAAGAUCAAAGAUGUGUAAAGUGCUGGACUGGAUAUAUCAUUUAUUUGCUGUAUUUUCAAGUAUUUUGUACAUUCUCUUGUAUCCUAACCAAGUGAAGGAGAGAGACAUUUCAGUGUUUUCAUUCUUCUGAGUUCUGAGCCAAAGCAGCAAAGUGAUAAAAAGAGAGAGAAAGUGUAAUCAGGUGUCACAUUAUACACUGAACUAACACCCACAUUUGUUUUUCUGCUGGAUCAUCAUGAAUGUUUAUACUGAGCCUCAGUAACUCAGAAAAAUUGACUUUAAAACCCAUCAAAUGUGUGAUGGCUCACUUUAAGUUUGUGCUCUAGCUAAUUGGUUCUACUUUGGGUUAAAAAACCUGAAGCUUAUCGUGAAAUGUGAAAUGUCCUGCUCAA